Molecule: messenger RNA, 717 nt
Organism: Amoebophrya sp. A25
Lineage: Eukaryota; Dinophyceae; Syndiniales; Amoebophryaceae
Source: the annotation of a GenBank genome assembly
AUGGCCGCGAGCUUAAGCAAUUCGUUUUGCGUUUUCGGAGGCAGUAUGCUUUCGCCAUUGUUGCGGACGCUGCCAUCAUCCAGUAGAGCUCACGUGUGCAACCUUGUUGCUAGAGGAUGGACUGGCUCGAUUUUUACAUGCUUCGAGAGGUUUCAGGGUUUGACUCGAUCGCCGGAAGGUGCACUCCAGUAUUAUCAGUCUUUCCUUGUCGGACAGAAGAGUAGCAGCUCUAAGUCCUUUCUAAGUUGUAGAUUUGCAGAGAUGAUUACAGACGCUAUUGAGGAGACACUAGAGAGCUCACCCAUCGUUUUUAUGAACAAGACAAAUAAACUGGCUCGUCGGAAGAAGCGUAAGCGCAUGGGUGAGCGCGUCAGUCUGCGAUACCGAUGAACUCUUUUGAGUUAGCCGAAACACGCUACUUACCACUACAAGUGGGGUCAACAGGGCAUCAUAAUUUGUUGGAAAUAUUACCCAGUCGUGCUAAUAUCUUCUCGGACUUUUUUAGACUGAGGAAUAUCUUCGAGAUGAAACUUUGCUCAGUACUGUUUAAGUGUCGCAUUCAGGUCAAGAGACCUUCAAAAGAUGAUGUGACUGGGAAAGACAAGAUGCUCCUGGAACCCUUGGCGCUUUUGCCGAGGAACUCCAUAAUGAAUUCGAAACAACUACAAUUAGUGUGAAAAUUAUUCGGAUGAGCAGCAAGUCUGCGGUCGUUUGACG